UAAUCUCGCAUUUCAUUUUAUUGUCCACCAUAUAUAUUCCCCUUCCUUAUAUACGACUCCCCUUACUUUUCACCCACUUCCGGCGUCACUUGUUUUCCGAUAACCGUCAUUUAUUCUCCGCAACACUCAUACUUUCACAUAGGCGACAACUUCACUUAACAAUGACAGCAAGCAAUUCGGAGCCCGAGAGCAGCUCGAACUCGUUCUCAUCUUCGCCCCAAUCCCCGUCCUCUCCCGGCUCGACUCACUUCGUGAAAUCGUGCCUCGAGUCUGACAAGUCGUUGUCAGACUCGAGCAAGAAACCGAAAAGAAUAAGACACGGAAACAAACACUCGGUCUAUCACGGAGUUCGGAUGCGCAAUUGGGGCAAAUACGUAUCCGAAAUCCGCGAGCCUCGUAAAAAAAGUCGCAUUUGGCUCGGCACGUUCAGCACACCCGAAAUGGCAGCUAGGGCUCACGAUGUAGCCGCUUUGUGCAUCAAAGGAAGCUCCGCGAUCCUCAAUUUCCCGGAACUCGCGAACCUUCUGCCUCGUCCCGCCUCCAACUCGCCUCGAGACGUUCAAGCCGCGGCUGUGAAAGCCGCGGCAAUGGAUCAGUUUGACAGUACCCCUCCGUCUCUCUCCCCGUCUUCGUCGUCAACUCUCUCGUCUUCGAAUUCUCUGUCGUCUCUGGUUCUGGCUAUAGACUUAUCGGCUGCAUCUGAUGAGCUGACUGAAAUCAUCGAGCUGCCGAGUCUGGAGACGGGCUUCGAUUCAGUUGAGAUGAUGAAUAACGAUUUCGUGUUCGAUGAUUCGGUUGAGAUGGGAUGGUGCUACCCUUCUCCAUGGUCCAUGGAGAAUGCGGAGAAUGAUACAGGGGAAUUCAGCUUCCCUUUCUUCUAAUUAGGGUUUAAUUAGCUGAUUAAUUACUGUGUGCAUGUUCAUGUAAAAAAAAAAACUCUUUGUUCAAUUGUUUUGUAUUUAUCUAAUUUUUAGCCCUUUCAAAGGACUAAUUAAUUUCUUCAUCUUUUUAAGUGA
Molecule: messenger RNA, 1016 nt
Organism: Daucus carota subsp. sativus
Lineage: Eukaryota; Viridiplantae; Streptophyta; Magnoliopsida; Apiales; Apiaceae
Product: ethylene-responsive transcription factor TINY
Exons: 1
Coding region: 162-881 (239 amino acids)
Biological process (GO): regulation of DNA-templated transcription
Molecular function (GO): DNA binding; DNA-binding transcription factor activity
Source: RefSeq, a predicted model, not a curated record